CCAAAUCUCUCAUUCCCGGAUGUUUCUAGGUUUUCUGAUUCGAAUCUCCAAGAUUUCAUCCACGAAUAUUGCCUAUAAAUUUCUUGCCUAAUUUUCGCUGAUUAUUUAUUUUCGGUCUGUGUAACUAUUCAUCAACCGGGGUCUUCCUUAUUGCGAUCUGGGCGAUUUUUCAUAGGGAAGAAAACCAAACGAGAUUGCUCAAUAAAACUGGAUAUAUUUUCAUGAUCAUCUGUAAUUUUUGGGAACCUUAAAUGUAUCCAAGUUUUAACUUCGUCUGAAUUGAUACUUUUGACUUGAUGAGAAAGAAAAGGAAAGGAAGUGAAACUGAUGCCUCUCAAGAGGUAACUGACAAUUUUGCUUCGGCGUGGGAUUCAAGAUCAUCCAAUAUUAGGUCUCAUUUUUCAUUAGAAGAUUAUGUGAGGAUAAAAAAGAGGUGCAAGGAAGAUGUCGAUGCUCCUCCUGUUGGUUCAUUUAAAAGUAGGCUUGCUGGCAUUGCUACUGCCCCGCCUUGUGGUGCAUCAUCUUUGGUCCCUCUGGGAAGAGGUCUUAAGAGGAAGAUAGGUUGCAUUGAGGCGAUUACACGAAGUGGUGGGAAGAAAAAGAUUGAGGAGGAUUAUGUUAAAGGUGAUACAAUCGGACAGGGGAAAUUUGGGUCAGUUUGGUUGUGCAGGUCUAGAAGUAGUGGAGUAGAGUUUGCUUGUAAAACCUUGCUUAAGGGAGAGGAGACUGUUCACAAAGAGGUAGAGAUAAUGCAGCAUUUAUCUGGUCAUCCUGGGAUUGUGACUUUGCAGGCGGUGUAUGAGGAGCCCGACUGCUUUCACCUCAUAAUGGAAUUGUGCUCAGGAGGUCGUUUAAUUGACCAAAUGGCAGAAUCUCAGUUUUCAGAGCACCGUGCUGCUAAUAUUUUUAAGGAUGUGAUGUCAAUCAUUAAAUACUGUCAUGAGAUGGGAGUUGUGCAUAGAGAUAUAAAGCCAGAGAAUAUUCUCCUCACAACUUCAGGAAAGAUAAAGCUAGCAGAUUUCGGUCUUGCCAUGAGAAUUUCCAAUGGUCAGGUUUUGUCUGGUUUGGCUGGAAGUCCGGCUUAUGUUGCACCUGAGGUUCUAUUGGGAAAUUAUUCAGAGAAGGUAGAUAUAUGGAGUGCAGGCGUCCUACUACAUGUGCUUUUGGUUGGUGUUCUUCCAUUUCAAGGAGACUCCUUGAAGGCCGUAUUUGAGGCCAUCAAGAAUGUAAAGCUUGAUUUUCACUCGGUGAUAUGGGAAUCUGUAUCUAAAUUUGCACGUGAUCUGCUCUCUAGUAUGCUGACCAGGGAUGUUUCAUCAAGAAUAACUGCUGAUGAAAUAUUAAGACAUCCAUGGAUAUUGUUCCACACUGAGCGUUCAUUAAAGACAUUAUCCAUCAAAUCGAAGUCGAAAAAUCAAGUAGGAUCUUCCAUCCAAGUUUCCCAUUUGCCUGGAUCAGGGUCAAGUGUCAGUAGGAUAAAUGGCCGUUGUCACAGUCAGGGUACACAACCAGUCUUAACAUCUUACAGCUCUAGCUGCAAAUUAGAGGAACAAGAUGAAAAUGGUCUGGUGGAUGUGCUUGCUGUGGCAAUUUCCCAUGUGAGGAUAUCUGAACCGAAGAGGACCAGACUUUGCAGUCCCACAGGACCUAUAGAGCCGCAGCGUUCAUCUAAUCUGACGGUUAACAACCUCUGUAGAGCCUUCUGA
This is a messenger RNA of Hibiscus syriacus, 1706 nucleotides long. Its product is annotated as serine/threonine-protein kinase PEPKR2-like. Gene Ontology annotation, cellular component: cytoplasm; nucleus. Gene Ontology annotation, molecular function: calcium/calmodulin-dependent protein kinase activity; calmodulin binding; calcium-dependent protein serine/threonine kinase activity. The record is from RefSeq and is a predicted model, not a curated record. NCBI's taxonomy places the organism in Eukaryota, Viridiplantae, Streptophyta, Magnoliopsida, Malvales, Malvaceae. Gene Ontology annotation, biological process: peptidyl-serine phosphorylation; protein autophosphorylation; intracellular signal transduction. The transcript has 4 exons. Bases 297 to 1706 code for a protein of 469 amino acids.